Molecule: messenger RNA, 923 nt
Organism: Ficedula albicollis (Collared flycatcher)
Lineage: Eukaryota; Metazoa; Chordata; Aves; Passeriformes; Muscicapidae
Product: cysteine-rich venom protein TRI1-like
Exons: 8
Coding region: 43-651 (202 amino acids)
Cellular component (GO): extracellular region
Source: RefSeq, a predicted model, not a curated record
GAAAGACAGAAGAAACUUCUGAUCUUCCUGGAAGCACAAGAGAUGCUUCUACCAGUGGUGUUCCUGUGUUUCACAGCUCUGCUGUCUCCAUUCACUGGACAGGGAACUGAAGCUCUCAGUGCUCUGUCAAGCAGCAGAGCAGAGCAGCAAAAGCUGAUUGUUGACAGACAUAAUGCCCUCAGGAGAGGAGUAAAACCAACUGCCAGCAACAUGAUGAAGAUGGAAUGGUGUCCUGCAGCUGCAAAGAAUGCCCAAAAUUGGGCCAAUCACUGUAUUUUAAGGCACAGUCCUCUUAAUCUGAGGAGAACCAAUGUACAGUGUGGUGAGAAUCUCUAUCUAUCCUCUGCCCCCCGCUCGUGGUUAGAUGUUCUUCAGGCCUGGUACAAUGAGGAGAAAAACUUUGAAUAUGGAACUGGGGCAAAAACAAAAGGUGCUAUAUUUGGCCACUACACUCAGAUGGUUUGGCACAAUUCUAAUAAAGUUGGAUGUGGUCUGGCUUUCUGCAACAACACUAGGUACAGCUACUUCUACGUCUGCCAGUACUGCCCCGUGGGAAACCUGAUAAGUUCAAUGAAGACACCCUAUAAGGAAGGAGUGCCCUGUGGGGAUUGCCCCAGUGCUUGUGAGGAUGGAUUAUGCACCAACCCUUGAAAGCUGGAAGAUGUACUCAGAGCUUUGCCAAGUCCACUGCUCUGCUCCUGAUACUGGAAAACUGGAAUAAAAUAACAGGCUCAGCUUUUACCUUCCUGGACAUCCAUCUCCUUAAGGAAUUCUUCACUAUAAGACAAUGACUCACACAAGAAAAACCUGUAGGAUGAUGUAGAUAUUCAAUUUAUAUAAUGAUCCAGAACAUGGUAGAAAUCUUAAUCUAAAGUUGUUGUUUGUUUGCCAGAUAUAUUUAAUUAUUAGCUUUUCUCAUCUUU